AUGUGUGUUACCGAACUUUGCGUCACCAACCAGACUUGCCAGCAUCGCUGGUAUCAUCUCGUCCGACCGUGUGCUCCCUCCACAGACCUGGCCACUUGCAGCAAGAAGCUGGGCAUCUCUGGCUGGGAAGUCAAGGUCGACCACUGCCCUUACUGCCAAGGUCAUGCCACCAGCUCCGAGUACAAGCUCAUUGGCGACGGCCCAGCUCCGCCUGUGGGCUCUCUCUCUGGCCUUGCACGCACACACUCGACGAGUCUGCACGCUGCUCGUCGCGACGAACGCCUGCAGCUGAUCACAUCCAGGAGCGACAGUGUUACGAGUAUCGGAAGCAAGAGCAGCAUUGUCACAGCAGCCUCGGAGAAGAACCGCGCCAUGAACGCAAGACUCGACUCGUACUUCUUCCCAUCUGAGGGCUCCCCGGUCUCUCCGUUCCCCAGGUCAGUUCGAGAAGCGGAAGACGAGAACUCUGCCGAAGGCUCCAGCGACACAUCGAGCAGCGACCAGGCAAGUCUGCGGCACCAAUCCAUGUCCAACGAGCCCUACAGAGUCAGCAUGCUGUCGCGCAUCGGUCGCAAGACCAAGCGCUUCUCCAUGUUCAAGUGA
Molecule: messenger RNA, 603 nt
Organism: Ascochyta rabiei
Lineage: Eukaryota; Fungi; Ascomycota; Dothideomycetes; Pleosporales; Didymellaceae
Exons: 1
Coding region: 1-603 (200 amino acids)
Source: RefSeq, a predicted model, not a curated record